AUGGAGGACCUGGAUGGAGCAGACCUCUGCUUUCCACAACUCAUCAACAUCUCCUGCAAGAAGCCUGCACCUCCUCAGACUGAGGAUCUGAUCCUAUAUGUUGUGAUGUUCUCCGUCUCUCUGCUCACUGUUGUUCUCAACCUGCUCGUCAUCAUCUCAGUCUCCCACUUCAGGCAGCUGCACACACCAACUAACAUCCUCCUCCUCUCUCUGGCCGUCUCAGACUUUCUCGUUGGUCUCUCAAUAAUUCAGUUUGAAAUCCUCGUACAACAAGCCUGUUGGUUUCUUGGUGACUUUGCAUGUUCUAUGUUUCAGUACAUAGGAUUUGUCAUCACUUCUGCCUCAGUGGGAGACAUGGUGCUGAUAUCAGUUGACCGUUAUGUGGCUAUUUGUGACCCUCUGCAUUAUCACGCCAGAAUCACAGAGGGGAGAGUUAAACUCUGGGUUUGUCUGUGUUGGCUGUUUUCUGGUCUCCACAACAUUUUAUUCUUAAAGACUCAAAUCGGCAACUCCUGCUAUGGAGAAUGUGUGAUUAACGUUGACCUCAUUGGGGGAACUGUUGACCUUGUUGUCACCUUCAUUCUUCCAGUUGCAGCCAUUAUACUUCUAUAUAUGAGAGUGUUUGUGGUGGCCGUGUCUCAGGCUCGUGCCAUGCGCUCUCACACUGCAGCUGUCACCGUAGAGGCUUCAGUGAAUCUAUCAACAAAAAAAUCUGAGCUGAAAGCAGCUGGGAUUCUGGGUAUUGUUGUAUUUGUGUUUCUAAUGUGUUUUUGCCCGUAUUUCGUGAUCAAUCUUGUGGGGGGCAGCGCAUUUUUCGUUUUUUCAGUUUUUUUCUUUCUGUUCAACUGUAGCUCCUGUUUGAAUCCACUGAUCUAUGCCCUGUUUUACCCCUGGUUUAGGAAAGCCAUUAAACUCAUUGUCACCCUGCAGAUCUUGAAGCCUGACUCUUGUGAGGCCAACGUACUGCAGAGAGGCUGA
Molecule: messenger RNA, 978 nt
Organism: Acanthochromis polyacanthus (spiny chromis)
Lineage: Eukaryota; Metazoa; Chordata; Actinopteri; Pomacentridae
Product: trace amine-associated receptor 13c-like
Exons: 2
Coding region: 1-978 (325 amino acids)
Biological process (GO): G protein-coupled receptor signaling pathway
Cellular component (GO): membrane
Molecular function (GO): trace-amine receptor activity
Source: RefSeq, a predicted model, not a curated record